UUUGGCACUUAGCUGUUUCUCUCUAUGAGUUUAUCCUCUUUUAUGCUGUGUGGGCUUCGUGCCUGUGUGGUCACAGAACACUGACAAGUGCUAAAAGCAAAGUGUCGGUGAGUAAAAACAGAUGGGGGCACAGUUGCCCUUUCUGAUAAGGAAAAUGAAUUCCUCCCACAAGACAGCCCAAGUUCACAAGACAACACUGGUAAAUCAAAUAAAACAGAUUUAUUGGUUAAUAAAAUCAUAAAAAAAUCUAAUAAAACACCGAUUUCAACAAAAUGCAUAAAAAUAAAAUGCAAAGAUUUAACAUAUACUUGAAAUAAGUUGAAGGCUUGUCUGAAACUUCAAGCAGGUCUAGUUUAUAUUGCUGUGUCUCUACAGUAAAGUGAUAAAAUAUUUUUCUGCUUGAUCAUAAUACUGUUUUGUAUCCCUGUAACAGACAUACACGCAUUUCAAACCAUUAUGUACAAGACAGUACUGAUAUUUUACAGACCAGAGAAGCGUUUUUAGUAAAACUUAGUUCUCUAGAGAAUUAAUCAACUUGGUUUUCUUUGCAAAAGAUUUCAGUUAGUGACAGAGACCUAAUAGUUUUGGCCGUCUUGUCUGGUCCGGGGUACAGGUCCAUGAGCAAAUCCAGGCUGUUUAAAACCGAAUGUAAACGACCUUUUCUGCUCUUUUAUCACAAAUCACUUCUUAUGCUUAUCCCUGGCAUCCUGCUCCUUCCUGUCUCUCUCACAAGUACCUCUGUCAUCGUGGAGAGGGGUGGGUCAUUAGGCACAAAUGGGGAGGAGAGAGCAGCUUGUGGUUGCUAUCACCAUGAAAGUCAGGGCAAAGCUCAGAGUCACUGAGAGAUAGUGCGAGGAUAGCACUGGGGAAUAUCUGCACAGGGAAUACAGUAUGUUUUCAGACCAUUAGGUUGAAUAAACAAAUGGAUUUGUGCGAAAGACACAAAGAGCUGUGGACUUCAAAGAAAACCAUUGGAAAAUGUAUGGAGCUUACUUGAGUACAACUCUUAUUGGGCACUGUGGUGGAGAAGCAGUUUUGUGCUAAGAGACAGUAAAGAAGAAGAUGGGGAACGCCAUGCGAAGUGUUGUCGCUUUGAUUCCCUCAGAGCGAUGUCAGCGUUUCUUACUGGGAGAUCUGAAGGAGAUGCCUCUGGAUCGGACCCUGGACCUGAGUAGUCGGCAGUUACGUCGGCUGCCUGCCGCUGCCUGCGUCUUCAACGAGCUGGUGAAGCUCUACCUGAGUGACAACAACCUCAGUACCUUACCUGCAGAGCUCCAGGAACUGAAGAAGCUGCAGCUGCUGGCCCUCGAUUUCAACUGUUUUGAGGAGCUUCCUGUUGCUGUCUGCAGAUUGCCACAGCUUAGUAUCCUCUACCUAGGCAACAACAGGCUUUACCAACUCCCCAGUGAACUGAGAGAACUUAAGGAACUUAAUACUUUGUGGCUAGAGACUAAUUGCUUCACUGUUUUCCCUGAAGUGGUCUGUAAGCUUUCCAAUCUGAAGACCCUGCACCUCGGAUAUAACCAAAUACACAGAAUACCAGACGAACUUAAAGCACUGCAAGAACUCAGAAGCAUCUGGCUCGCUGGCAACCAACUUGCAGAAUUCCCACCAGUCUUGUUGGAAAUGCACUUUCUAGCAGUUGUUGAUGUAGAUCGCAACAAAAUACGUAAAUUCCCAGGCCUGUCUCACAUGCAAGGAUUGAAACUUAUCAUAUAUGACCACAACCCCUGUGUUAACGCCCCAGCUGUGGGUGAAGGAGUUAAGAGAGUGGGACGCUGGGCAGACAGCUCCAAUGACGAACAGGAGGAUGAUGGAUCAAAGGCAGCAAGUGAGACUACACCUGAGGAUGUAGCAGUACCGUCCGAGGAGAAGGUUAAUAUUUAGGGUCAAAUUGACCUUCAGCUGUGGUAGAGGCCUCCUCACACAUAAUGGCGUUCACAUUGAGCACUUAUGGCAGAGGGCUGUGUUGUACAUCAGGCUGAUAGUGUUUGGUCCAUACAUGGUAAAGACAGUCACAUGAGCUAUGAUGCUGGAGAAUACAUUGAGUAGAGAAGUUUUGACUGUGUAAAAAUAUUUUUAAUCUAUAAAUAAAAUGAUUUGUUCAAAUUUAAUUAAAUAGUCCAUGUUGAACUUUAUAUAUAUACAUAUAUAUGUAUAUAAUAUAAAUAUUUGCCAGUCAUAUUAAAAAAGUGUCAAUAUUAUUAUAUCAUUGUAGGAGCCAGUCAUUAAAUUACACAUUAUAUUUAUUUGUUUAAAACUUUAAAAGCAAAGUCCUAGUUUAUGUUCAGUAUUCAGCAAAAGUUAAAAAACAAACACUGGUUUGUUUGUCGAGGAACAAAGAAUAUAACUCAUGCAUGCGGCUGUGGGCUAGGGCUUCUGUUCAGUUCCAGAAAAACCUGAUGUAGAAUUUGAUCAUUUAAAUCAACAAAGGAAGGGGAGUGGCUCUUGUUCCAACAAUCUGAGAUAAUAUCAGUACCUGCUGAGGCUAAAUGUGAGGUUUUUAAUACAAUUGAUGGAUGGUCCUGGUCAAUUAGUGCACUCCUUAUCCAGACCAAUGCAUAAUUCAUCUGACAGAUUGGGGCCGUGGCUUUGAAUAAAAGCUGGUAGUGGGUUUUAAUAUCAUGCCAUAAAAUCCUGGUUUAAAGCGGAUGAUAAAUGCAGUUUAUUCCACACAGCUCAAAAGACAGACAUGGUCUUAGACAAUGUGACAAUUUGCACAUUGGGAUCAUUACAAAAAAUGGUUAAAUACAGUUAUUUAACCAGAAAUAGUAUAUAACAUAUACUCAGUGAAAUAUUACAACCUUCUUUCUAUAUUAUUUCACUAAUAAAACUUAGUUUGUCAGAGAAUAUAUGAUAUUAUCAAAACAUGUAACUGUCUUUAGCUAUAAUCUGUAAUUUUUAUUUUACAGUUGGUUCACAUUAUAAUAUUCCUGACUGAAUUUCAAGUACUGUAGUAUUAUAGGCAAACUGUCACCUGUUAGAAGCUAAACAUUUUUGGUUUAAUUUUUUUGGAGCAGAUUAUUUGCAUUUAUACAAUAUAUGUGCUGGGAAACAUUUAUCAUCAAAAAUGUACAACAAAUUUGCUUUAUAAUCUAUUUUAUCAACUUCAAUGAAAUAAAAUGAAAAUGACAAAGAGUUUUUUUAUAUUCUCCAUUUAAAUGUAAACACUUUCUUCCCUAACAUUCUUUUCUUAUGGAAAUUGGAAGGAUUUUCCUGUUUGGAGUACAGAAAAACAUGUUUUGCAAGGUGGGUUUACCAGCACUCCCCAUGACCCUGAAGGUAGAUGUUUGAGGAUCUGUAUUCUCAUAGAAUUGCAAGCACACAUGUUUAAAUGUUUAUUCCAAUACCAGUGCAUUAAUAACAGCCAAUCAGUAAUAUCACAGGCAACAAGCUGAAUAUUCUGAAAGACAGUAUAGGAAGAACAAGUGUCUCACUUCAAUAUUAUGCGAGUUACACAUGGUCAUCCAAUAACAUAUGUGCUGUAUGUUCCCAAAUGUUAAAUACAAACAUGUUUAAAUAAACAAAAUGUUCAUUAACAAACAUCUUAAAAGUUAAAUCUAAAAUACUUUGGUUCAUCCUUCUUGUAAUUAAAACACAAAAAAAUCCAAAUUAUACAUUAUUAAAUUAGAUGAUUAUGACCCUCAAAUAAAAUGAGUCUCACAAGUCUUGUGUGAGUCAUGAACAUUAACAUAGCUACCACACCGAGACAAACCCUCUCUCUGUGCUAGAUGGAAAAAAUGAAGUCAAUGCAACUACUUUCUCAUAUCCCUAAGGCUCAACCAUUAGAACACUGUACAGUUAUUAGAAUUGUUGCCCUAGAAAAAGAAAUCACAUGCAUAUGCUUUUUCUGGAAAUUCACAUGCAAAAAAAAAGGCUACAUUUAUUCUUGAGAGGGCACUAAAUAAGAUUCAUUAUUGAUGCUGAUUUCAAUGCUAGACAUGGUGUGUCUCAGACACUGAAGGCUAUGAGACAGGAGUCACCUGACACAAACAACACACAACCUGCUCCGCUGACUUAGCAAGGCAAUCAAAUAUAUGUAACCAUGCUCCUUAUGUGGUAGAGGAAAGUACUUUGAUGCCAGGGACACAUACACAGAGAAGGUAAGCAUGACACAUCAUCAUCCAAGGUCACAAUACUGCAGAAUAAGACAAGGCUGGAAUGUAAUGAUACAUGAUAUAAAGAAAAAAAAAAAAAA
Messenger RNA from Cynoglossus semilaevis (tongue sole), 4198 nucleotides. It is a transcript of the gene lrrc10, whose product is annotated as leucine rich repeat containing 10. The record is from RefSeq and is a predicted model, not a curated record. Gene Ontology annotation, molecular function: protein binding. The coding region runs from base 1063 to 1887 and encodes 274 amino acids. The transcript is spliced from 2 exons. Lineage: Eukaryota; Metazoa; Chordata; Actinopteri; Pleuronectiformes; Cynoglossidae. Gene Ontology annotation, cellular component: cytoplasm.